Aspergillus nomiae NRRL 13137 is the source of this 1701-nucleotide messenger RNA. Its product is annotated as MDR family MFS transporter. Gene Ontology annotation, molecular function: transmembrane transporter activity. The record is from RefSeq and is a predicted model, not a curated record. The transcript has 2 exons. Bases 1 to 1701 code for a protein of 566 amino acids. NCBI's taxonomy places the organism in Eukaryota, Fungi, Ascomycota, Eurotiomycetes, Eurotiales, Aspergillaceae. Gene Ontology annotation, biological process: transmembrane transport.
AUGUUCGACCAGUCAAACGAACAUACAACUACAAACCUCCGCAAGAUGGCUACAACGAGCGACAACCAGUCAAUCGAUCCUCAAAAGUCACCUUCUCCAGCUAAUUUUAAUACGGGUACGCAGGAAGAGCAGAUAAAUGAAACUAAGGGUCAUUCGCAGCAGGAUCUCCAUGAAUAUCCUCCGUUGCCGAGGGUAAUCAUGAUCACGAUGGCUUUAUACCUGGCAAUCUUCUUGGUAGCACUAGAUCGAACGAUCAUUGCAACGGCCAUUCCGCGCAUCACAGAUACCUUCCACUCCCUCGGCGACAUCGGUUGGUACGGCAGUGCCUACUUGCUCACAUGCUGCUCAUUCCAGUUGGUCUUCGGCCGGAUCUAUACAUUCUACUCCCCAAAAUGGGUCUUCCUAAGUGCCAUACUUCUCUUCGAAAUUGGCUCGGUAAUCUGUGGCGCCGCACCGUCCUCAACAGCCUUCAUCGUGGGACGAUCCAUCGCCGGCAUAGGUGCCUCCGGACUCAUGUCAGGCAGCGUCGUCAUCAUCGUCUAUAUCGCACCGCUGCAUAAACGACCCAUGUACACCGGACUCAUCGGCGCUGUGUUUGGCAUUGCGUCCGUCAUCGCCCCCCUGAUGGGCGGCGCCUUCACGGAGAACGUGUCAUGGCGAUGGUGUUUCUACAUCAACUUGCCCAUCGGCGCCGUCGCAAUGGCCAUUAUCGCAUUAAUCCUGAAGCUCCCAGACCCCCCACAUAAGAAGCUCUCAACCCGCGAACGCCUUGCAAAGCUAGACCCCCUCGGUACAGCAGUAUUCCUACCCGGAAUGAUCUGUCUCCUCCUCGCGCUCCAAUGGGGCGGCACCACUUACGCCUGGGCCAACAGCCGAGUAAUAGUCCUCCUAGUCAUCGCAGGAAUCCUCCUGCUAUGCUUCAUCGGCAUCCAAACAUGGAAACAAGACAACGGAACAGUGCCACCCCGGAUCUUUCUCCAACGCAGCAUCCUUUCCGGCUUCUGGUACCUUUUCAUGCUCAACGGCGCAAUGAUGGUCAUACUAUACUACCUCCCGAUCUGGUUCCAGGUAAUCAAGGACGCCAGCGCCGUAAAAUCCGGCAUAAUGACCCUCCCUAUGAUCAUCGGCCUGGUGGUGGGCAGCAUCGUCGCCGGCGCAGGAGUGACCAGAUCCGGAUACUACACUCCGUUCAUGAUCGUCGCGUCCAUCCUCAUGGCGGUCGGGUCCGGCCUGAUGACCACUUUCACCACGACGACCGGCCACAGCGCCUGGAUCGGGUACCAGGUCUGCUUUGGCUUAGGGCUGGGGCUCGGCAUGCAGCAGCCCGCUGCUGCGGCGCAGACUGUGCUUUCCCCAGGGGAUGUCUCGACGGGUAUCUCGUUGGUCUUCUUCGCGCAGUAUUUUGGUGGUGCGCUGUGGAUUUCGGUCGCGAACAAUGUCUUUGCGAAUUGUCUGGCCCGCAAUGUGGCUGGCAUUGCAGGGGUGGAUGCCCGGGAUGUUGUGACGGUGGGUGCUACGGCUCUGCGGGAGGUGGUUGGCGAUAAACAAUUGGCUCUGGUAUUACCUGGUUAUAACUCGGCUGUGGUUAAUGCGUUCUAUGUUGGGGUUGCCUGUGCGUGUGCUACGGGGAUUGGGGCAUUGACUAUGGAAUGGAAGAGUAUGAAGGGAGAGGUGGUAGUGGCCGACCAGAUUGUAGAUUGA